GAUAAUUUCAAUAAAAAAACAAAAAUCCUUUAUGAUACUUUAUAACAAGGAAGUAAGCCGUUUCGAACCACAAUGACCAAAUACGUGAAGUGAUGACGCGCAUCCACGUGACACGUGUGCUUUUACUUUCAGUUUUCGGGUGGAGGCCGGUAGUGGAGAAAGAGUCUUAAAAACAUAUUUUUAAAGAAGAAGUCUUGAUACAGCAGGAAGAGUCACUCGAGGCAUUUUAGGUCUCCACGAAGCAAUAAUACACAUAUGGGGUCUGUGGAGUGGUGAUUGUACGUGGAACAGAAGGAUGGAACAAAGUGAGGACGUGAGGUUUCGUCAGAUGCUGUUAGAAGUGCAGGAGUCUCUGCGGGAUGAUGAUCUGAACGAUCUGAUGUUCCUCUGCUCUGAUCAUCUCACUUUAAGAGACCUCAGUACGGUGUCUACAGCCACAGAUCUCUUCACUCAUCUGGAGAACCAACAGAAGCUGUCCCCGGACGAUCCGUCUCUGCUUCUGGAGCUGCUCGCCAUCAUAAAACAGCACAGUCUGAUCCGAAAACUGGGUUUAGAUGAAUGUACGGAAACCAAUGGCGCAACAUAUCGAUUUAUCUCACCGUACAGACGGAUGUUGUUUGAUCUGUCACAAUCCAUCUGUGAUGAGGAACUGAAAAAGAUCAAAUUUAUGCUCUUAAGAACGCUGUCGCGCAAAAAACUGAAACAGGACAUGACGCUGUUGCAGCUGUUUUCAGAGCUGGAGAAGAAAGAUCUUCUGGAUGAAGAUAAGGUGGACAACCUGCAAGAAAUUAUCAAAAAUGUUUUUCCCGCUUUGGAAAAAAGAAUUAUUCAGUAUAAAACGGAGAGAGAAAAUGACAUUGCUCAGGAGACUGAGAAUAAUGCAUCCAUGUCCAACAUUCCAGUUCAGACAUCUCUCACACCAUCCCUGUCAUCAGUUGACCUUCAGGAUGAGAUGGACCUCCUCCGUCUGAAUGAAGCUUCUGGGGUCAGUGAAGAUCAGAGUCUGCGUUUGGACAUCACCUCAGUGACUGAAAGUGAGAGCCUGAAUGUGUCUGUGACUGAACAUCCUGAGAUCCCGCAGUAUGAGAUGAAGGGUGACAGGAGGGGGAUAUGUGUCAUUUUCAACAACUGUAACUUCAGUGGAAGCAGUCACCGGAUGAGAGAAGGAACGGAAAUCGACAAAGAGAGUUUGAAAAGCGUAUUCCAGUGGCUGGGCUUCGAGGUCCGGAUCGAACAGGACUGUGAUAGAAGGCGAAUGCUGGACGUCUUAAAGGAUCUGUCCCGUCACGACCACACGCAGGAGGAUUGUGUGGUGUGCUGUGUGCUGAGCCACGGAGACAUUGAUGCCAUAAUCACGACGGAUGGACAGAGAGUCACCUUCAGGGAGCUGAUGGAGCCUCUGUGUCCGCCACAGUGUCCUUCUCUCAUCCAUAAACCUAAACUGUUCUUCAUCCAGGCCUGCAGGGGCACCGAAGAGCAGAGAGCGGUGUGGCCGCAGAAAAACAGAGUUGAUGAAAUGUUGGCAAGUGACGCGCGGAUGCCCAGAGACUCCACAGCUGAGGCCGCUGACUUCUUAUUAGCCAUGUCCACUGUACCUCACUACGUGUCCUUCAGAGAGAAAGAUAAAGGAACCUGGUUCAUACAAGCCCUCUGUGACAACAUGAAACUACUGGUGCCAAGCGGUGUGGAUCUGCUGACCAUUCUGACACGAGUGAACCAUGACGUGAGCAGAAAAUCGGACUGCACUGGUUCGAGAAAGCAGAUGCCACAACCGGAGUUCACGCUCACUAAGAGAGUUGUUUUCCCCAUUCCUCAAACCCAUCCACCCCAGUGAUGAAAUAAAGCUUAGCUCUGUGUUCUGUGGUAGGCUUUGUGAGACCAGUUUUAUUGCAACUUGUGAUGUUGCUGCCAUCGUUUACCUCAUUUGUUAGUUGCUUUGGAUAAAAGCGUCUGCUAAAUGACUAAAUGUCAAUGUGAUACCGCUGUCAACUCCUGUCCACACACCAGCAAACUUUAUUUUUAUCCUACGAGUUGUUUACAUGGACGAGCUGUGCAAGUGCUAUACAUGGAUGCUUUACAUGUUUAACUAAACCUGCUGUAAUAGCUCAAGAAUUUUCUAUAAGAAAGGAACUUUUUCUAGAUUAAAAUCAGCCAGCAGGUUGAAUGCCUUAUGAUCAAAAGGUGUAGCACUCAAAGCACUCAGGGAUGUUUACUGUGCAUGAAUGAAUAUUAGUUUAAAGAAUUGUCCUUUGAUCAAACUUGACCUCAUAACAAUCUAUGAAGUAAGGCAAAGAUUUAAUGAUGAUGAAUGUUUAAGAAAUAAACUGUAUAC
This is a messenger RNA of Triplophysa dalaica, 2332 nucleotides long. RefSeq names its product caspase 10, apoptosis-related cysteine peptidase (gene casp10). Lineage: Eukaryota; Metazoa; Chordata; Actinopteri; Cypriniformes; Nemacheilidae. The coding region runs from base 296 to 1834 and encodes 512 amino acids. Gene Ontology annotation, biological process: proteolysis; regulation of apoptotic process. Gene Ontology annotation, molecular function: protein binding; cysteine-type endopeptidase activity. The record is from RefSeq and is a predicted model, not a curated record. The transcript has 11 exons.